Molecule: messenger RNA, 4320 nt
Organism: Arvicola amphibius (Eurasian water vole)
Lineage: Eukaryota; Metazoa; Chordata; Mammalia; Rodentia; Cricetidae
Gene: Myom3
Product: myomesin 3
Exons: 36
Coding region: 1-4320 (1439 amino acids)
Molecular function (GO): protein binding
Source: RefSeq, a predicted model, not a curated record
AUGACUCUGCCCCACAGUCCUGGAAAUGCUGGGGAACCCCAAGCCUCCCAGGCCGUGCAGGUCCACAGACUGGAACACAGGCAGGAGGAGGAACAGAGAGAGGAGCGGCAGCACAGCCUGCACAUGGGUUCUUCUGUGCAGAGGCGGACCUACCGCAGCAGUGAGGAGGAACAGCAGUUCAGCUCCGAAGACUAUGCCCUAGCUGCUGCCCUGGCCCUGACGGCCUCCUCGGAGUUGUCCUGGGAAGCCAAGCUGAGGCGCCAGACCACCACAGUGGAGCUAGAGGAGCGUGGACAGAAGCGGGUGGGCUUCGGCAAUGACUUGGAGCGGAUGGAGACAGCCUUCCUCCGGACCCAGAGGCUGCUGCGCCAGAGACAAGACUGGAAGGCUCUGCGUCAACGGACAGAGGAGAAGGUCCGGGAGGCCAAGGAGCUGAUUGAACUGUGCUCUGGCCGGGGCCCUUGGUUCUGGAUCCCGCUUCGUUCUCAUGCCGUCUGGGAGCACACCACUGUCCUGCUGACCUGCACCAUCCAGGGUUCGCCUCCGUUCCAGGUCACCUGGUACAAGAAUGACAUCCGGAUCGAUCCCCGCCUCUUUCCACCUGGAAAGUACCGAAUCACCAACAACUAUGGGCUGCUGACCCUGGAAAUCAGGAGAUGUGUGGUUGAAGACUCCGGCACCUACACUGUGCUGGUGAAGAAUGCCUACGGUCAGGCCUCUUCCUUCGCCAAAGUCCUCAUCCGCUCUUACCUUGAGAAAGAUGCUGGCUUCGAUUCAGAGAUCUUUAAACGGUCUAUGUUCGGCCCCAGCGUGGAGUUUACAUCGGUGUUGAAGCCCAUCUUUGCCCGAGAGAAAGAACCCUUCUCCCUGACCUGUUUGUUCUCAGACGAUGUGUUAGAAGCUGAGCAGAGAAUCCAGUGGUUCAGAGACGGCAGGCUCCUGGGAUCUUCAACACGAAGGCAGAUACUCUAUGCAGACCGCCAGGCAUUCGUGAAGGUUUCCUGCGCCUACAAGGAGGAUGAGGGGCUCUACACAGUCCGAGUCUCCUCCCCCUUUGGGCCGCAGGAGCAGAGUGCUUACGUCUUUAUAAGAGAUGCUGCAGCUGAGAAGCCAGGAGCACCAGGCUCCCCGCUAAAUGUCCGGUGCCUGAAUGUGCAUAGAGACUGCCUGACCCUGACCUGGGCCCCACCCAGUGACACCCGGGGUAGCAUCAUCACUGACUACUCCAUCGAGCUGUGCAAGGGUGAUUCAGAGGAGUGGGUGCCCUGCCAUAAGGCCCCUGGGGGAACCUGCCGGUGCCCGAUCCAAGGCCUCACUGAAGGGCAGAGCUAUCGAUUCCGUGUGCGCGCCAUCUGCAAGGCCGGCAGCAGUCUCCCUUCCAAGGCUUCAGAAGCAGUUGUCAUGGGUGACCAUGAUGCAAUCCAGAGGAAGAGAGAGAUUCCCUUUGACCUGGGCAGCAAGUUCACCAUCAGCAAGAGUGAUUUCGAAGAUGCUGUGACCAUUCCCUCAGCCCCAACCAAUGUCCACGCCAGCGAGAUCAGAGAGGCCUACGCAGUUCUGAGCUGGGAGGAGCCACGUCCCCGCGGCAGAGCCCCACUGACUUACUCUCUGGAAAAGUCCAUCCUAGGGAGUGGAACCUGGGAGGCCAUCAGCUCAGAGACGCCCAUCAAGUCCCCGAGAUUCGCCCUCCUGGACUUGGAGAAGGGGAAAUCGUAUGUCUUCAGAGUGCGAGCCUUGAACCAGUAUGGCAUGAGCGAUCCCUCGGAACCCAGCGAGCCCAUUGCCCUGAAGGGCAAGCCAGCGACCCUCCCUCCUCCAGCUCAAGUCCAAGCUUUCAGAGACACGCAGACCUCUGUCUCUCUUACCUGGGAGCCUGUGGAGGGCGGCACGGAACUCCUGGGUUAUUACAUCUACUCCCGGGAAGCAGGGGCAUCAGAGUGGCAAACAGUGAACAACAAGCCCAUCCUGGACACCAAGUUCUCGGUUCCGGGGCUGAGGACUGGAAAGGAGUAUGAAUUUUGCAUCAGGUCGGUCAGCGAGGCUGGGGUUGGCGAGAGUUCGGCUGUGACACAACCCAUCAGGGUCAAGCAGGCUCUAGCUACCCCCUCGGCCCCGUAUGACUUUGCGCUCCUAUCCUGCGGGAAGAAUGAAAUGGUCAUUGGCUGGAAACCCCCUAAGCGGCGGGGAGGUGGCAAGAUCUUGGGCUACUUCGUGGACCAGCAUGAUUCGGAGGAGUCAGACUGGCACCCGGUCAACCAUCAGCCCAUCCCAAGCCGGGUGUGCAAGGUCACCAACCUUCACGAAGGCCAUUUCUAUGAGUUCCGAGCCCGGGCAGUGAACUGGGCAGGUGUUGGUGAACUGUCGGCCCCCAGCAGCCUAUUUGAGUGCAAAGAGUGGACGAUGCCUGAGCCAGGCCCACCAUAUGAUGUGAGGGUGUCUGAGGUGAAGGCCACUUCCGUGAUGCUGCAGUGGGAACCCCCACUGUAUAUAGGAGCCGGGCCAGUCACAGGCUACCGAGUCAGCUUCCAGGAGAAAGGCUCUGAGGAGUGGAAGCCUGUCACCCCAGACGUCACCUCCAGCACCCAUCUCAGGGUGUCUGACUUGCAGUCAGGAAAGCAAUACAUGUUCCGGAUCCAGGCCAUGAACUCAGCUGGUCUAGGACAACCAUCGGUUCCCACUGACCCUGUGCUCCUGGAAGACAAGCCAGAUGCACGGGAGAUCCAAGUCGGUGUGGACGAAGAGGGCCGUAUCUACUUGGCUUUCGAAGCCCCCGAAGCCCCUGACUUCUCUGAGUUUCAGUGGUCAAAGGAUUACAAGGGUCCACCUGACCCACAGAGGGUGGAGGUGGAGGAUGAAAUUAACAAGUCCAAGGUCAUCUUGAAAGAACCUGACCUUCAAGACUUAGGUGUCUACUCAGUGGUGGUCCCCGAUGCCGAUGAAGACACCUCGGCAAGCCACACACUGACAGAGGAAGAGUUGAACAAGCUGAAGAAGUUGAGUCAUGAGAUCAGAAACCCAGUCGUCAAGCUGAUCUCCGGCUGGAAUGUAGACAUCCUCGAGCAAGGCGAGGUGCGGCUCUGGCUGGAGGUGGAGAAGCUGUCACCGGCCGCGGAGUUGCACCUCAUCUUCAAUGAGAAAGAGAUCUUCAGCUCACCGAACCGCAAGAUCAAUUUUGUCCGAGAGAAGGGCCUGGUGGAGGUGAUCAUCCAGCAACUGUCAGAGGAUGACAAGGGGUCGUACACGGCCCAGCUCCAAGAUGGAAAAGCCAAGAACCAGAUCACGCUCGCCCUGGUGGAUGACGAGUUUGACAAGCUGCUAAGGAAGGCAGACGCAACGAGAAGAGACUGGAAGCGAAAGCAGGGUCCCUAUUUCCAGGAGCCUUUGAAGUGGAAAGUCACUGAGGACUGCCAAGUGCUUCUGACGUGCAAGGUGACCAACACCAAGAAGGAGACUCGUUUUCAGUGGUUCUUCCAGAAAAAAGAGGCCCCCAGUGGGCAGUACGACCCGCAGACGGGAGCCGGACUUCUCUGCAUUGAAGCGUUUUCCAAAGAAGACCAGGGACUCUACAGAGCAGUGGUGUCUGAUGACAGAGGGGAAGAUGACACCAUCCUGGACCUCACGGGUGAAGGCCUGGAUGCUCUCCUCACUGAGCUGGGCAGGAUUGGUGCUCUCUCGGCAACCCCACUGAAAAUCCAGGGGACUGAAGAGGGGAUCCGGCUCUUCAGCAAGGUCAAAUACUACCAUAUGGCGUACAUGAAGACCGCUUGGUUCCACAAGGAUAAGCGUCUGGAGAGUGGUGACCGAGUGCGGGCGGGCACCACCCUGGAUGAGAUCUGGCUCCACAUCCUGGACCCCAAGGACUCAGACAAGGGCAAAUACACCCUGGAGAUAACUGCCGGGAAGGAAACCCGGCAGCUCUCAGCAGAUCUGUCUGGGCAAGCUUUUGACGACGCCCUGGCAGAGCACCAGAGACUGAAGGCCUUGGCUGUCAUUGAGAAAAAUCGGGCCAAGGUGGUGAGGGGCCUGCCAGAUGUGGCCACCAUCAUGGAAGAUAAGACCCUGUGCCUGACCUGCGUCAUCUCAGGAGACCCAUCCCCUGAAAUCUCUUGGCUAAAGAAUGACCAGCCUGUCUCCUUCCUUGACCGGUACCGCAUGGAGGUGAAGGGUACUGAGGUUACCAUCACCAUUGAAAAGGUCACCAGUGAAGACAGUGGGCGCUAUGGAAUCUUUGUCAAGAACAAGUAUGGCUCAGAAACAGGCCAGGUCACCAUCAGCGUGUUCAAACACGGGGAAGAGCCCAAGGAGCUGAAGAAGAUGUAA